Molecule: messenger RNA, 2310 nt
Organism: Entamoeba histolytica HM-1:IMSS
Lineage: Eukaryota; Evosea; Mastigamoebida; Endamoebidae
Exons: 1
Coding region: 1-2310 (769 amino acids)
Source: RefSeq, a predicted model, not a curated record
AUGGAAAACAAUCUCGCACCACCUUUUCGAAAGAAAAAUAAGAAACGUCAAUCAACAACUCAAAAGAUUAAUACCCCUUUAUUAUCUCCUAAAUGUGAUUUACUUUCAUUUAUUCAAAUAUCAGAAAUUCCUUCAAAAUAUCAACAACAAACUCUUCACUUAUUUUGUAUUUCUGGUGAAAUUAUAUCAUACAUUCACCAUACAAACAAACCUGCUUUUGUCACACUUGGAAAUGGAACAUAUAGUCUUGUUUUAAAGUUUUUACCAAAUUUAUUUAAUCCAGAUGUUACUAGUUUAUCUUGUCGAGCUUUAGAAGAAGACAUAUGUGUUCCUCAUGAUAAAAUAGUUAUUGUUAACCCUGCUGCUUGUUCUUAUAUGGUUUCACAAGAAAAUCCACAUCAAAUAGUAUUAGAAUUAGUUGAUUUUUCUAACCCAUUAAUUUCUCUAACUCAAAUAUGGAUAUAUCAUGACUCUUUAAAGUAUGUUUUUUUUCCAGGAGGUUCGGGUAAUUAUUGUGGUAAUAUGAAUCCUACAGAUCGUUCUUUUUGUUCAAAUAUUAAUUAUUUAUCAGGAAAAGGAGAAAUUAAUGAAAUUAGUAUUUCAGUUGUUCAUAAAUGGAGGGUGCAAGGUUAUUUCUAUGAUUUUAUUGGAUAUGUUUUAUUUCCUGUUAAAGAAAUAAAUGGAAAGAAAUAUGUUUCUUUUUUUAUAGGUUAUAAUGAAGCAGUUAUUAAUCGUUAUAUGUCAGACAAACAUGAAUAUCUUCAAGGAUUAGAUCAAAUGAUUGGAAUUGGUGAUUUAUAUUAUCUCGAAUAUAAAGAAGAAAUACGAGCUAAUGAAAAUACUUGGGUUAAAGUAAUAAAUGGAGAGUUUCUUUUCAAGUCUACUUCAGAAAUUGGUAUAGACUUACCAAAUGGAUAUAUGGAAACCUUAGUAGUAAAUGAUCCUCAAGUUUCUCGUAAGAAAGUUGAAAUUAUUAAAAAUGCUUUUGCUGUUAAUCAUCAAUUUGGCUCUGAGUUAAUCACAAGAAUGUCUAAUGAACCAGAAUUAAUUUAUGAAAUGAAGUCACAAUGUAAUGACUCACAGGGAGAAGACAUUAUUAAAAAAAAAUUAGAUGAAAUACUUUUACAACCCAAAGAUGACUUUUUAUUAACAACUGAUGAAAAUGAAUUAAGUAAGUCUAUAUUAAGUAAAAAAAGUGUUGAUAAGGAGCUAUUCAUUCCUUCAUUAAAUGUUUCUAAUGUUAAUGUCACAGAACAAGACUGUUGUUUAUCUAAUAAACAAAAAUUCAACCAAUUAACAGAUAACGUUGUUGUUAUGCCUUCUAAAAACAAAAAUACAUUAAUAGAUUCAAAUGAAGUUAGUAUUGACUUAGAAGAAGAAAAUAAUGAUAAUAAUUGUCAUUCUUCACAAAUACAUCAAUCUGAUAUAGACUCAAUAAUUAAUGAGUUAGACCAACAAAUAUCCAACGAUGAUAAAACUAAAGAAAAUAACGAAGAAAAUGGUUCAGGUAAAUUCGCUCAAAGUACUGAAAGAACUCAAUCAAGAAAUACUGAGACAUCAAUAACAAUUUCAUCAUUACUUACUCAAGAGUCAUCAGAUGUAAAAGAGUAUAAUUCUCAAGAUAAAAUAAUAAAAGAACAAGAAACUGUUAAAGAUAAAAUAAAAAAGAAAAGAAGUAGUGAAAUUAAGAUGAAGUUGUUAUUUCCACCAAAAGUAGACAGUGAAGAAUGGAAAGAAAAACCAAUUGAAACUAAAAGGAAAUGGUUAUAUGAUAAAAUGAAUAAUAAAAAUGAUUCUAUUAGUAGUCAAGAGGUGUUUUAUUCUUCUACUCCUGUUGUUCCUAUUAAUAAUAAUUUUAACACCAAUUCUAUUAAAAUAGAAUCACCAAAUCUCUCACAAACUAAAGAAUUUAAAAAACAGAAUGAUUCAGAAAAAGAGAUUAAAUUAGAAGAAUUACUAAUACCCACUCAAACUGAAGAAGUACUCAACGAAAAUGAACAAAGAAAAAGAAAAAAAGAAAUGAAUGAAAUAUCGACAAAAAGAAGUUUAGAAGAAAUGACACAAAACGAAGAAUUGAUUAAUCAAUUAAACCAGAUUAGUCAAAAAGAAUGCUGUUGGAAAUCAGUUCAAUUUUCUAAAUAUAAAUUAGAAUGUGAAAAAGAAAAUGAUCUUUUUAUUCAACAAGGUCAUUUCAGUUUAUAUUUAGAAGAAUUAAAUUCUAAACAUACAACAAUCUAUCAACUUUCUCAUCAAUUAAAUGUUUGUUGUUUAAUAUUCGUUAUGAUAAAAGAUACUGUUUUUAUUAACUAA